Messenger RNA from Amaranthus tricolor (Joseph's coat), 2880 nucleotides. Its product is annotated as (E,E)-geranyllinalool synthase. Lineage: Eukaryota; Viridiplantae; Streptophyta; Magnoliopsida; Caryophyllales; Amaranthaceae. The record is from RefSeq and is a predicted model, not a curated record. The transcript has 12 exons. Gene Ontology annotation, molecular function: terpene synthase activity; magnesium ion binding. Gene Ontology annotation, biological process: diterpenoid biosynthetic process. The coding region runs from base 60 to 2609 and encodes 849 amino acids.
UUUAAUUAAAUAGCAAAAAUAAAACCCCUUUUUGGCUUCGAAUAUUUAAUUUUACAAAAAUGGCAAGUUCUAUAGGUAUUAUUCCAACCCUAGUUAAGAAAAUAAAGGAAAAUUUGCUAGUUAAAGUAAUUGAAAAACCAAGCUCAUUUAUUUCUCAUUCUGCUUAUGACACUGCAUGGUUAGCAAUGAUUGGUGAUCCAAAAAACAAAGAUAAGAAACCCAUGUUUAAAAGUUGUUUGGAUUGGGUUUUAAACAAUCAAAAAGAUGAAGGGUUUUGGGGUGAAUUAGAUUGUAAUGGGAAUCCCACCAUUGAUUCUAUUCCUUCAACUUUAGCUUGCAUGGUUGCUUUGAAGAUGUGGGGUCUUGGCCAUAAACAUAUUGAGAAAGGAAUGGCUUUCCUUCAUGGAAAUUUAGAGAAACUAGUGAAACAAAAGGACAACAAUGAAGAAUACCCUCGUUGGUUUGCCAUAGUUUUUCCAGGAAUGCUGGAAAUCGCUCAAACAACUGGUUUACAAACCAAGUUUUCAGACGAUGUUACAGUCGAAGUUGCCCGUGCUUUCCUUCAACGUCAACACAUACUUAAUACGGAAAAAUUGGUUGACAAAUAUCAUUCUCAUACAUUGCUUUCAUGCUUGGAAGUGUUGCCUGAAUUUUACGAAAUUGACCAUCAAACUAUAAUUAGCCAUUUAAGUCCAGAUGGUUCCUUGUUCCAUUCGCCGGCAGCUUCUGCUGCGGCAUACAUUGCCACUAAAAACCCGGAAACACUGUCAUAUCUGCGCACCCUUGUGCAAAAUUGUUCCCGAGGAGUUCCAGCAAUGUAUCCCAUAGAUGAGGAUUUCAUAAAGCUUUGCAUGGUGAAUCAACUACAAAGAUUAGGCUUGUCUUCCCUUUUUGAAGAUGAAAUCAAACAUAUUUCACAAAAAAUAUAUGGUCAAUAUGAACAAAAAGCCUCACAAGAUCAGGAUUUUAUUCAAGUCAACAUGUUCAAAACCUCCUUAGCUUUUGAAGUACUUCGUAUUCAAGGCUUUGAUGUUUCUCCAAGGAGGUUUUCAAGGUUUCUUAAUGAUGAAUGUUGUGUACAACAUAUUGAAGACAACCAUGAAAUGUUUGGAAGUGUAUUAUACAACUUUUAUAGAGCCACCAACCUUAUGUUUGAAUCAGAAAUGGAGCUGAAAGAUUUGAGAAAUUUCUCUAAAACAUUACUGUCAAAAUCCUGCUUAGGUGGCAAGACUAUACAUGAUGGCAUCAUGAUGUGGCCAAAUCUCCAACAAGGGAUUAAACGAGAACUUGUUGUUCCUUGGAUGGCUCGAAUGGAUCAUUUAGACCAAAGGGAGUGGAUUGAAGCAAACAAUGAAAGCCCUCUAUGGUUGGGAAAAGCCUCAUUUUACAGGAUAUCAUGCCUAAAUGACAAGAAUUUGCUUCAACUUGCUAAAGCGCGUUACGAACACCGACAAAUGGUCUACAAGAAAGAAUUGAUGGAGCUCAUAAGGUGGUCUAAGGAAUGGGGUCUUGCAAAUAUGGGUUUUGCUCGAGAGAAAACCACUUAUUGUUACUUUGCAGCAAUAGCAAGUGCCCCUUUUAUCCCUGAUGAUUCUGUUAUUCGCAAAUUUGUUACAAAAAGUGCCGUAAUUAUCACUGUUUUUGAUGAUUUUUUUGACAUGGAAGGAUCCCUUGAUGAACUACAAAAGCUUACCAAUGCAGUGCAAAGGUGGGAUAAUAAUGGUUUAUCAAGUCAUAGCAAGAUCCUUUUUGAUUUGCUCAAUGAUUUUGUGGAUGAAGUAGCAAAGAAGUACUUUGAACAACAUCAAAUCGAUAUCACAAGUAUUCUUCGAGAAAAUUGGUAUGAGAUAGUUGAUUCAUGGUUAAGUGAAGCAACAUGGAGCAAAACAGGAGAAAUUCCUUCAAUGGAAUCUUACUUGGAAACUGGGAAGAUAUCAAUUGCAGCACAUAUAUUACCUCUUCAUUCUUCAUGUUUUAUGAAUCCAAGCUUGAAUUCUCAUCAAAAACUUAAUCCUUGUCAAUAUGAAGAAAUUACACAACUCUUAAUGACAACAUGUCGUUUUUUGAAUGACUUGCAAAGUUAUGAGAAAGAAGUUAAAGAUGGCAAGAUCAACUCAGUAUUACUACACCUAAAAGAAAACCCAAAUGCUAAGAUGGAAGAUGCAGUUGACUACAUACAAAACCUAAUUGAAGGAGCUAAAAUGAAGUUACUUGAACAUGCAUUAAUUGAUGGAGAUGAUGAUAAUUUAACAAGAACUUGUAAACUGUUACACUUAUCAACCCUAAAAGCCUUUCAAAUGUUCUUCAAUUCUGCCAAUUAUUUUGACACAAAAGAUUCUCUUCUAAAUGACAUCAAUAGAGCAAUCUUUGUUCCUUUUCAACAUGAUUCUACUCCUAUGAAUCUUCCUUCUAAGCCAUUAUCACUUCCUUCUCCACAAACAAAAAAGGAUUUGGUGAUCAAUUCUUGGUACAAAAUAGACAUGAGAAACUAUGAUAAAAGGCCAAAGUUUACAAUGCAUGGUGUUCCUAAUUUGGCAAGUCAUCAAUUGAACAAAAAGGUUUUACCAUUCUAUGGCUUUCGUUUCGCCCUUGAAAGUCGUCGUUGGUGAAAAAAUACGAUUUUAUUGCUAUAUCACAAUAAUGUUUAUGAAACAACUUUUAAAAUUUUGAUGAUUCCAAUAAUAUUAAUCUAAAUAUACGGUCACGAUCUGAUGACAAUGGGCGAAAUAAAAGAUUUAGAUACGUACCUUAUUAAUGUGAUUAAUUGUAUGUGUUGUUAUAGAUAUAACCUAUGUAUAUUAAUGGCUUUUAUUGUGUUGUGUUUGAAUUCUAAAAAGAAUGUGUAACAAAAAAAAUCUAGUAUGAGAAAAGAUGGUGUAA